Molecule: messenger RNA, 3511 nt
Organism: Dama dama (fallow deer)
Lineage: Eukaryota; Metazoa; Chordata; Mammalia; Artiodactyla; Cervidae
Gene: MSS51
Product: MSS51 mitochondrial translational activator
Exons: 7
Coding region: 1300-2682 (460 amino acids)
Source: RefSeq, a predicted model, not a curated record
ACCUUCCCUGCUUGUAGUUUGUCCUUCUGCAGUUUGAGGUUUUCUUGGAAUCCACUCUCUGCAUCUGUUCAUAUGUAGAUUUAUUUGCUACGGUCCAGGACCUCACUGCAAGUGGUUCUGUUGCCUAGUUUGAUGAUGUUCCCAGAAGCAGGUAAGUGACAUAGCUGGGGCCAGAUGUGAGCAAAGUCAGGUCUUAGAGUCAUACAGAACCAUGCACUAGCAACUUCUGAUAGGUUCUGGUGCUUAAUAGCUCUAAGUGACAAGGAGCUAGGAAUGUGGAAUUAAGAAUUCUCUGGAUCAGCAUCCAUUAUAGGAAGGAAUGAGAUAUUUGAGUUGAUUGUUUUCUGUUUUUUUCUGUUCCUAGAAAUAGUGUAUUUUUAGUCAUUAAUAUAUUGAUCUUGCUUACAUUAAUAUCCCAGAAAAUUUUAUUCCUUUUUUUUUUUUUUUUUUUGCCACAUCGUGUGGGUCCAACUCACAUCCCCUGAAGUGGCAGCUCAGAGUCUUAACUACUGGACCAUGAGGAAAGUCCCUAUUCCUCUUUUAAAAUAAACAGGUGGAAUACCCUGAUGACAUCUCCUCAGAAAGUGCGUUGCUCUCUUUUCAGGGAAAUUGAAUUUUACAAAUUAAUUCUGGAUGUUUCUCCUAAAACUGAUUUCCCUUUGUUUACCGUUAAAUGACUAUUUCUGUUCUUCUUUUCUGGGCAUUAUAUUUAUACUUAAGUUGUCAAGUUGAGUUAGAGCAGUGUUUGUUAUGCUAAAAAGGACUCUGGGCUUGUGAGAACCCUUCUUGGGUCUAGGUUGACAUCUUAGAACUGUAGGAGUUCCUGUUUCUCUGUGCUACUGUGUAUCAAAUACUGACUUCUGAACUAACCCCCGGGGCUUAUUCUUGAUGUUGUGGACUGGGAGCAGAAAUGUUGUCUUAGUGAGAGAGGUCCAGGAAGCAGUAGGCUUCACCUUUCCUCAGCCGCCUUGGCCUUUGGUGAGCUUGGGAGUGUUGACAGAGUUCUGAGCCUUCUUGGCAGAGAAGGAAGGUCAGAAAGAGAGAAGUUCACGGGCAGGGGGCCAGGCCCUUACUUGCCUCGUUAGAGAGAAUUCGGUGUUGUCUGUCUGGUUGGCAGGGCACACCUAAUCACAGAGACCCAGCAUUUCAGCAGUUUGCAAAUGAAAGUGAUAUGAAGGGACAGCUGCAAAUCAGCCACAACCUAGAUCUGAGGAGAUCAAGCAUUUACUUCACUUGGAAGAAAGAGAGAAGGAAGGAAGCUGAGGGCUUAGCAGGUCCCCAGGUAUUAUUGGACAGGCCAUGGCUCCACGGUCCCGACGACGAAGGCACAAGAAAUCCCCCUCAUCAGUGGCUCCCGUGGUUGAGACCCCACCUGCAGCUGUGGCUCCUGUGCCUCUGAGCCUCUCUAAACCUGGCCCUAGCAUUGAUUCACUUGGUUUCUUCUCCUUGGAGAAUAAUGUUCCUGGCCUAUCCCAGCUGAUCCUUCAAAAACUGAACAUGAAAAGCUAUGAAGAAUACAAGUUGGUGCUAGACGGGGGUACUCCUGUGUCAGGCUUUGGAUAUCGAUGCCUUGAAGAAAUGUUCCAGAAGAUGGAGGACACAUUCCGAUUCUGUGCUUACUGUAAAGCACUCCCCAGUGGACUUUCAGACUCCAAGGUCCUCCGGCACUGCAAAAGGUGCAGAAAUGUCUAUUACUGUGGUCCAGAGUGCCAGAGGUCAGACUGGCCAGCACACAGGAAGGUUUGUCAAGAACUGUGUCUUGUAGCUGUGGACCGUCUCAUGGAAUGGCUUCUGGUCACAGGUGAUUUUGUCCUACCCUCAGGACCUUGGUCAUGGCUGACUGAAGUUGUACAGGGUUGGGACACCUGGUUUUCUAUGCGAUGUUUACAGCUAGAUGAUACACUGGAUGCUCUGCUUGACAGUCAGGCCAUGACCACCCUGUGGGCCAGUGUGAGACGGCCAAGACCAGACCCAGAUGUCCUGAAGGGCUCUUUGAAGCGGUUGCUGACGGAUGUCUUGUCACGGCCCUUGACACUGGGCUUUGGGCUUCGGGCCUUGGGAAUAAAUGUUGGGAAGGUUGGGGGAAGCACAGUGCACGUGGUUGGUGCUUCUCAUGCAGAGACAUUCCUCACUCGCCCUGGGGACUAUGAUGAGCUUGGCUACAUGUUUCCUGGACACCUUGGUCUCCAUGUAAUCAUGGUGGGUGUAGAUGUGGCUGCUGGCUUUUCACAGAGCACCUCAGCUUCACUCCUGGAACCUGGCACAGUUCAGCUUAGUGGCCACAGGGGCCUCUAUCAUGACUUCUGGGAGGAGCAGAUAGAGACUGGGCAGAUGGCCCAUCCAGAUUUGGUGGUGGCAUUCCAUCCAGGUUUCCACGCUUCCCCAGACUUGAUGGAGGCUUGGCUGCCCACCCUCUUGCUACUUCGUGAUUAUGAGAUCCCUACAAUGAUUACUGUUUACAGCCGUCAGGAGUUGGCAGCCUCGUUGCAGAUUUUGGUGGACCUGGAUACACACAUCACAGCCUAUGGAGCUAACCCUUUUGCAUCCCUUAAACCUGAACAGGUCUACUCCAACCCCAACAAGCAGCCAGUUUACUGCAGUGCCUACUAUAUCAUGUUUCUUGGAAGCUCCUGUCAGCUGGAUAAGAGGCAAUUGGAAGAGAAAGUAAAUGGCAGGGUAUAAAUAGCUGAGCCAGAUCAUGACUGGAUGUCUAGAAAAUGGAGAGGCUGUGAUGAAAUACCUGCUGAUGCCAGAUUGUUGCCAACUUUCAAAUCCACUAUAUCGUAAACCUAAUUCACUUUGUCUUGGUAGAUUCUAAGCUGAAUGGGAGCUCCUGUAUGAUGUGACUCAUUUCCAAGAGGUUAGCCACAUGUUGCUUCUAGAGACAAGAUUCUAGAUGAGGGCAGAAGGCCCUCAUAUCAGUCUUUGUAGACCAUCAAGUUCUUAACAGUUUCCUUCGUGAGAAAGUUACACCUUUUGACUUGAACCACAUGGCACCAAGGAGAAGAAUGGCACCUUACUCUUUUGAAAAAGACUUUCUUCUUAUACAGCAGUUUGGACUAAAAAAAAUGCAGAUGUCAUAAUGACUUGAAGUAGUGGAAGAAUAAGCAAUUCAGAUAAGUGGUUGGGAACAUGGGGGAGGUUGUAAGGAUUGGCAAACUGUUCUACUUCCUGGCUUUUUCAAGAUAUAUUUCUCAUUUUCCUGUUUCUCUUGAGGACUUCUAACUUUAGAGCAACUUUUUGCCCUUGUGUUCUAUUUUAGAUAUCCCAAGGUGUAUCAGACUUUACUUGAAUAUACUGCAGUUUGUUAUCACUUGGUCUACACCACAAUAAAUUCAGUUUGGGGCUUCUUAAGUCACUUGUCUUAUCUUAUUUCCUAUUCACUGGCAAGUGUUACUUGUCUACAUAGAACAUCUCAAGAUUGGAGCUUUCUCUCUUGCCAAAGGAGUGGUUAACAUCAACUCUCUUUUUGGGCCUGUCACUGUACCACACCCUGUCCGUUGUCAUCCAU